AUGGUUCUGGGAUCCACUCAGCCAAUCAAGAAGGUGAAUAUUGAUCAUGUCAGAGUUGGUGAUGCACACAUUGAGCCUUCCACUAAUGUUCGUAAUUUGGGUGUGAUGUUUGACUCUGCCAUGAAAAUGGACUGCCAGGUGACGGCUCUAUCUAAGGCUGCAUUCAUGUCAAUUAGGAAUAUUGGCAGAAUACGGGACCAUCUCACAAGGGAAGCUGCUGAAACUAUUGUUGAUGCAUUUAUUACAUCUAGGAUAGACUCAUGCAACUCGCUUUUGUACGGAAUCAACAAUGCACACCUCUCUCGCCUUCAACGGAUACAGAACAUUGCAGCGAGGAUGAUCACCUACACUAGGAAAUCAGACCACAUCACACCUGUGUUAGCCAACUUGCACUGGCUCCCUAUCCAACAACGAGUCAAAAAUAAACUGUGCCUCAUCAUCUUUAAGACCUUACAAGGUGACGCUCCAGCAUACUUAAGCGAUCUUGUCCAGCUCUAUGCCCCCGGGCAUCGGGGCUUACGAUCCUCACAACAAAAACUCCUUAAGGAAAACAUGGCUAAUUAUCGAUGGGGGAGAGAAGCUUUCAAACUGCUGCACCAAGCCUUUGAAUUUCCUACCUGGAACUGUUAG
Patiria miniata (bat star) is the source of this 630-nucleotide messenger RNA. RefSeq lists its product as uncharacterized. The record is from RefSeq and is a predicted model, not a curated record. The coding region runs from base 1 to 630 and encodes 209 amino acids. NCBI's taxonomy places the organism in Eukaryota, Metazoa, Echinodermata, Asteroidea, Valvatida, Asterinidae. The transcript has a single exon.